Messenger RNA from Sebastes umbrosus (honeycomb rockfish), 7240 nucleotides. RefSeq names its product collagen alpha-1(XVII) chain-like. The transcript is spliced from 55 exons. Lineage: Eukaryota; Metazoa; Chordata; Actinopteri; Perciformes; Sebastidae. Bases 473 to 6280 code for a protein of 1935 amino acids. The record is from RefSeq and is a predicted model, not a curated record.
AAAACUUUACCAGUUUGGAAAAGUGGCGACUCCAGCAGCAGCAGCAGCAGCCUGGAGGAGCCAGGAGGAGUUCACCACUUUUCUUUUUCACACUCGACUAUCUGUCUGUCUGCAGAGGUGAGUCAAGAUAAUUGCCUUCCCUCAGGCGCUGUUUUUUCUUUUUCUUUCUCUUUGUUAAAUCCAGCUUUUUCGUGCCGUCUGCUACACCUGCCUGCCUGCCAAGCUGCUGCAGCGCAGAUUGAUGGGCGCGGCUCGGACCAGUGCCCCAAAUCUCUGUUUUGACUUGCCUGGGAAAGUUGAGCGAAAAGGGAGACAAAAGGAGCGAGGACUUUAAGAACAUCCCACCACGGUGCGUCAGCUCCACAUAAACACUUUAUCUCUCCAGUGGACGGGAUCAGUCGGACCAUCUUGGAGAAGGAAUCAGGACUUGAUUGUUUGUUUGCUGCUCAGAGCUGGCUGAAGAUAUUAUGGGAUGGACGAGUUAACGAGACAGAUGGACAUCUCAGGAGGCAUGUCAGGAGAAAAGGUUAUAACAGAAACUAUAACCACCACGACCAGACUGACUUCUCUACCCCCAAAGGGAACCAGCGGAUCAAAUCACAGGAAUAUGUCCAGCGGUGCUGGAGGGCUGGGCUUGGAGAAGAAUGUCUUAACCCAGAACAGCAGUGGAACUUAUUUCUCCUCAUCCUCUGUAGGUGUGAACUCCAACAGCUACAGCUCCUCCUCAGGGGUUUACCUCGGAGGAGACUCCUCAGGAGGAGGUGAUGGAGGGGGGAUCUUCAUAGACGGAGACGGGUUCGGAACUGCAGGAGGAGGAGGAGGAGGUGGAGGUGGAGGAGUAGGAGGGGGAGGAGGAGGAGGCAGAAGCGGUGGCGGCGGCGGCGGCGGCGGAAGUUAUGUUGUGAGCUCGGUGUCAAAGGUCAGGUCCAGCUCGUCGGGUGCUGCCAGGAGAACGCAGACUGCUGGCUCAUCAGGAGGCCUGUCGCCAGGUUUCCGUGAGAGGAAGACCAUCACCACCAGCCGCUCAGGAGGUUAUGACGGAAGUUCCAGUGCUAAUUCCUCUCCAGAGUUUACACGCAAAGAUUAUGGGAUCUAUUACUCCGGCACCACAAGAGGGAGGAGCGAAAGCAGAGAGAGUGAGAUCAGAGCCAGAUUACAAAGUGCCUCUCCCACCGCCGGCAGAUGGACGGAGCUGGAUGACGUGAAGAAGCUGCUGAAGGGACGCUCCUCCAGCGUCAGCCCCACUCGCACCUCCAGCACCUCCACCACCCUGCCUGUCCCGAAAAAGGCCAGCGUGGAAACCAAGACCGUCUCUGUGGCCUCUCAGUCCGGUUCAACUUCAUUUGGCUCUGGUGGUGUGAGAUCAGGCGCGUUCCACACCAUUGAUACAUCUGGCCUGUAUGAUACUGGUCUGACAUCUCGGUCGUAUGAUAGUGGUGUAAAAUCAGGCCAGUAUGAUAUCACUAUGAAAUCAGGCCAAUAUGAUACUGGUGUGAGAUCCGGCCAGUAUGAUGUUGGUGUGAGAUCAGGACAGUUUGAUUCUGGUGUGAGAUCGGGCCAGUUUGAUUCUGGUGUGAGAUCGGGCCAGUAUGACGUUGGUCUGAAAUCAGGACAGUUUGAUACUGGUGUGAGAUCCGGCCAAUAUGAUGUCACUGUGAAAUCAGGCCAAUAUGAUACUGGUGUGAAGUCAGGACAAUACGACAUGAGUUUGAAAUCAGGGCAGUAUGACACCGGUGUGAGAUCAGCCCAGUAUGAUACUGUGAGAUCAGCCCAGUAUGAUACUGGUGUGAGAACAGGCCAGUAUGACACGCUGGAUGCUACACUUCCUACUUUCUCUUGGUCCACCUCGACGCUGCCCUCCGCCGCCACCACGGUGGUUGGUGGCAACACCAGCAGCUACGCGUACCAGACCGGCACCAACAACAUGUCAGGAGGAGUGUCGCCCAACGGCCUCACCUCACCCUCGUCCCUGUCAGUUUACGGCUUUCAGAAUAAUCUGGCUCCCACUUCUGCCAGUGUGCUCACCACCAGUGGAGGCAACGUAAAUGCUAACCUUGGAGGUUAUGGCGUUCAGAAGAAUCUGUCAAGUGGUGGUGGUGGUAGUGGAGGUGGUGGAGGUGGUAGUAGUGGUGGUGGUGGAGGAGGGGGUCUUACUGUUGGUUUCGUCUCCACCGUCUCUGCAAGCCCUAGAUCCCAAAUUGAUGAUUCAUAUAAGAAAGACUAUAAGUACCUGAUCUCUGAUAAGGAGAACGCUCCUGCCAAGAGGGACACAGACACGCUCAUUCUGGCUAAAGACAGCGGGAAGCAGUUCACCAGCAGCAGCGUUCAGAUGGGAGGAGGGUCGCUAUCAGGAGAUUCAAUAAAGAAAGAGAAGCUUAUUUCAAGCUACAGUGAGACGGCGCCGCUGAAGUCAGAGGGGGGCAACUCUUACUAUGGAACAUCUGGAGUUGUGAUGAAAGACAAAGCCACCUAUGCAGAGCUUCACAGGGACAGCGGCAUCUUCGGAGGUGGAGGACUGUGCUGCUGCUCCGACGCGUGUUGCUCCUGGUGGAAAUGGCUGCUGGGUCUUCUCCUGCUCUCCCUACUCCUGCUGGGACUCCUGUUUGGGCUCAUUGCACUGGCUGAGGACGUGAGAAAGCUGAAGAACCGAGUGGCUACGCUGGAGGCCGAGUCCUCGGUGACCAAUGCUCAUACCAGCCGGCUGUCAGGUACUUCCAAUGUCAUCAACGCCUAUGGAGCUGCUGGAGGAACUGGAGGAACUGGAGGCGCUGUAGCUGCUGGAGCUGCUGGAGGCGCUGGAGCUGGAACUGCUGUAGCUGCUGGAACUGCUGGAGGCGCUGGAGGAGGAGGUACCUCCCACACCGACAACACGCUACUCCUGGGCACUGGAGCUGCAGGUGGAGGUGGAGGAGGAGGCUCGAGCACCAGUACACGAAUCGGGAUUGCUGGUGCUGGUGUUGGUGCUGGUGCUGGUGCUGGCGGUUCCACCGGUGGAAAUAAUGUUGACGUCGGCAUUGGAGGUGGUUCCGCUGGCGCAGGUGGGACUGGUGGGGCCACCUGGGCCAGUGCUGGAGGUGCCGGUACCGGGUCCAGUGGCAGCGCCGGCAGAGGCGGCAGUACAGAAACCGGUUUCAGUGGCAGUUCUGGAAGUUCUGGCGGUGCGGGUACCAGGGUCAGUGGCAGUGCCAGCGGUGGCAGCAGUGGCAGCAGUACAAGUACCGGUUUCAGUGGCAGUUCUGGAAGUGCUGGUGGUGCUGGUGGCCUUGGAGUGAAUGGAAGAUACAUAGACGAUGUUGCUCUUCAAAUGACGAUCCAGCAGAUGUUAAGAAGUGAAAUGCAUUCACAGUCCUAUAGAGCUUUCAUAGCAACGUCAGUGCAGGGAGAGAGAGGACUGCCUGGACCUAAAGGAGAUUCUGGUUUCCCUGGAAUUCCAGGUGCUCCGGGUUCGAUGGGACAUGUAGGCCCUGAGGGUCCAAAAGGACAAAAAGGAAUCCAAGGUGAUCAUGGAGUGGAUGGGGCACCAGGGGUCAGGGGUCGCGAGGGCCAAGCUGGCCCCAGAGGUGAGGCAGGACCUUCAGGCUUUGGAAUGAAAGGCGACAAAGGUUCUUCUGGGGAUCAUGGGUCUGUGGGCCCUAAAGGUGCACCUGGACUUCCUGGACUCUCUGGAGCACCAGGUGCUGGGGGUUUCCGUGGCGAGUCAGGGCAACCUGGGCCUAAAGGGGACAGAGGACUUGCUGGAUUCCAAGGACUUAAAGGUGAAGCUGGUGACACGGGUCUCAGAGGCGUUAAAGGUGAUCCUGGUUUACAAGGUCUUCAAGGUCCAGCUGGAGAGAGAGGAAUCAAAGGGUCAAUGGGGUUGUCUGGAGCCGAUGGAUUGAAAGGACCUAGAGGUGACCAAGGACAAGCCGGACCCCCUGGACUCAGAGGUCCUGCUGGGCCUCAUGGAGAUGCCGCACUUCCAGGAGCACCUGGGCUUCAAGGACCACCAGGGAUACCAGGGAAUCCAGGACAAUCUGGCGCUAAAGGUGAACCAGGUCCACAAGGAAGAAUUAUCAAUGCAGCUGGCUCCACGUCUAUCGGCAUCCCAGGACCACCUGGGCCUUCUGGUCCCCCCGGCCCUGCAGGACUUCCAGGAUUAUCAGGUCCCAUUGGUCCUGCUGGUCUGACUGGCCAACCUGGUGCUAAAGGAGACAGGGGAUAUAGGGGAGAGCAGGGAGAGCAAGCGAUAGCAGCGAGAACAUCUGAGAGCCUAUCCUCGACCUCCAGGCAGUACAGUGUCAGUGGAAGUUCAGGAGGUUCAGGAGGACAACCUGGCCCACCCGGCCCACCGGGUCAACCUGGACGUCCAGGAGACUCAAGACAAGGACCUCCGGGACCACCUGGGCCUCCAGGUCAGACAGGUUAUGGAAGACCAGGACCUAAAGGAGACAGAGGAGACGCAGGCUUUGCAUCCAGCUCUGGAACGUAUUAUACCGGACCACCAGGACCACCAGGACUAACUGGGCCUUCUGGGCCUAAAGGAUCAGCAGGUACUCCUGGACCGAGAGGAUACCAAGGUGAACCAGGCCAGGCAGGUGUGCCGGGCACCCCAGGAAGCUCUGAGAGAGUGUCGACUUAUAGUGGAGGACAGGGGAUCCCUGGACCACCAGGUCCACCGGGACGUCCUGGACAUCCUGGACUACAGGGAAUUAAAGGGGACACUGGAUCUCCUGGUAUUGCUGGCUCUUCAAGAGGCUCCAUCUCAGUCACGUCAGGUCCUCCUGGUCCUGCAGGUCCUGCUGGCCCUCCAGGCCAGCCGGGCUCUUUCUCUUCUUCCACUGAGAUGCGGCAGUACAUCAGUGAAUAUCUAACUAGAAGCAUACAGUCCAGUAACCAAGGACCUCCAGGUCCACCCGGGCCUCCAGGAAUCCCUGGAUCCUUCUCCGGCUCUAUGGAGGACAUCUCCGCUCGUAUCAUCGCAUACUUGCAACGUUCGGGCUCAGGCCUCAGCAUCGGUGUUCAAGGUCCUCCAGGACCACCUGGUCCACCUGGACAUGGCUCUGGAUCCCUGACAGUCAGCGGUCUCAUCAUCAUGCUCCAGAGAGACGAUGUGAGGAGAUAUUUGACAGGACCACAAGGGCCACAAGGACCACCGGGACAACCAGGGGCAUCAGGAGGACUUUCAGGCAGUUACAGUGUAGAGGAGAUCGCCACAUAUGUCUUCAAAAUCAUGAAUGACAGAGGGAUUGCUAGAGGUCCACCCGGGCCAGCCGGUCCUGCUGGGCCUUCUGGUUCAGGGGGCUCUGGCUUCACUACCGCCACGAUUGACUACACUGCACUGAUAAGAAAUUCAGACUUCCGCAAUUGGAUUAACUCUGCCGUACAAGACAGUCCUCGUGGUUCUCCGGGUAUCCCAGGGCAACCUGGCCCUCCUGGUCUUCCAGGGCAAACUGGCCCUCAGGGGCCGGCAGGAGUCUCCACCGCCGUGUACGGGUCGGGAGGUCGUGGCUACAGUAUGGAGGACAUCCAGCGUUACCUGCAGAGUUCUGGUUUCAGAGGUGCUCAAGGCCCUCCUGGUCCUCAAGGUCCACAGGGACCACAGGGUCCACCAGGCAGUUACAGUGGCUCAGUUUCCUACAAUGGAAACUUCCCCCGGGAGAGCAUCCGCACUGAAAUUCAGGAGUAUCUGACCAAUGACGGUGUUCGUCGUACCUUCAUCGGACCUCCAGGGCCGACGGGUCAGAAGGGAGAUCGCGGAGAACCGGGUUACGUCCAGAGCUACACGCACAGCCAGAGCUACACUCAGGGUGACUCUCGAUCCGGCUCCGAGCGCAGAGAUGUCGAUGCCAGCAAGGUCUCUGAGACAAUGGACUACUCCACCGUCGCCUUGAGAGUUUCAGACUACAUCAAGAGUCAAGGCCUGCUGCAGGACUACCUGGUUGAUGGUCCUUGGAGGGCGCACGUAAGAGCGAUUCAAGGCCCCCCUGGUCCACCCGGCCCUGUCGGACCAUCUGGUCAGAGCCGCGUCAUCGGGGCCUACGGCAACGUCACAGCUGACCUCAUGGAGUUCUUCAGAGCCUACGGCACCAUCGCCGGCCCUCCAGGAGGCCCUGGAUCAAGGGGUGACAGAGGGUACCCAGGACCCAGAGGAGAGAAGGGUGAUCUUGGGCGCCCAGGUUUACCAGGACUACCGGGGUCAUACACUGUCCAAAUUCCACACAGAGUGCAGAAGAGGGAUGCAGGCAAUAAAGUGGUUGGCCAUCGUCAGCAGCACCGCCGUCGCCACGCCAGCGGUGUCUAAAUAUACUACUGGAUCAUGUCACAUUUCAUUUUUACUUCAUUUUUUUUUUUUUAGGUGUUCAACUGUAGCGAUGCAAGUAGUCGAAAUGCUCCUUAUUGUUGCCAUCUGUAGGGAAGUCACAGGACAAUUUGAGAAAUGUCCAAAAAAUGCAAUAAGUCUCUUUAAAACAGCUUCAGUAGAGUUAUGGAUUUAGCUGCUGGUCUUUGUCGCACGGACUUUUUUUGGGUGUAUAAUGUUUACUUCGUUAAGUUAGUCGCUUGCAUUCAAACUUUUUUUUUUUUUUUUCCAGGGGCAGCUUUGUUUAAGAGAAUAUCUAUUUUUAAGCAAUAAGUAGCUUUCAUUGCACUUUGCAUCUUUUUCCACUGCUAGUGUAACUUGAGAUUCUGGUGUACUUUUUUUUGUAUUUGUUGUCUUUUGAGGAUUAUAUUGUAUUGAGGACUAUACAAGGGCUAAAUGUUGUGUCAAUGUUUCAUAAAAUAUGCAAUAUUUUCAGAUUAUCCACAUAAUUCAAGCCAACCUCUUGCCUUUAAGGCCCCUGGAUAUUAUCCUUUACACCCCAUACAAAUUAUAUAACAAUUUACAUUUUUUAAAUAUAUAAAGAAAUCAUCAUUACCAGUCAGAGUGAGGGUCAUUUGUGCUGUAGGGAGGGGACUUUGGUGACAGUAAAUGUUGGUGUAGUAAGGACUGAUGAUUUACUUGAAAGGUUUGUUGGUAAAAAAAAAUCUAUAAUUAAAUAAAUUACAUUGUUUGCAUGGUUGAAAGACAGAUAAUCGCUAAGGAAUGACUGAUUGGUUGUAUAUUUUUUUGUAUAAGAGCGCACUGAAUGGAUAUAUUUUCUUUAUACCUUAAAGUGUUAAAAAGAUUAAAUUAUAAAAAAUGUUCCCAGGUUAUGUUUUACAUGAUUUGACAUUUGAUCAAUAUAUUUGAAAGACACACAAAUAAAUCUAUUUUUGGACUUGG